Molecule: messenger RNA, 201 nt
Organism: Anisakis simplex (herring worm)
Lineage: Eukaryota; Metazoa; Nematoda; Chromadorea; Rhabditida; Anisakidae
Source: the annotation of a GenBank genome assembly
AUGAACAAUAGAAUUGAAACGUUUAUAUCGGAACGUUCGAACGAACGAAGUGAGUUGAUGGACGAUAUGGGCGAUGAGUUGGUGUUCAGGUUGCCGAUCGAUAUGGAUGCGAAGGAUCUGAAGAGGUAUUUGUUUAGUGGCAGUAUUGUUAAGUGUAGAAAGAGGUUGAUUGAUACCUUGAUCAAUGUUUAUUUUCAUUAA